Messenger RNA from Oncorhynchus masou masou (cherry salmon), 12715 nucleotides. RefSeq names its product ankyrin-1-like. Gene Ontology annotation, molecular function: protein binding. The transcript is spliced from 43 exons. Bases 151 to 5583 code for a protein of 1810 amino acids. Gene Ontology annotation, cellular component: cytoplasm. NCBI's taxonomy places the organism in Eukaryota, Metazoa, Chordata, Actinopteri, Salmoniformes, Salmonidae. The record is from RefSeq and is a predicted model, not a curated record. Gene Ontology annotation, biological process: signal transduction.
GCGGAUGCUGCCACCAGUUUCCUCCGUGCGGCCCGUUCAGGGAACCUGGACAAGGCUCUGGACCACAUCAAGAAUGGAAUAGACAUCAACACAUCCAAUCAGAAUGGGCUCAACGGUUUGCAUCUGGCCUCUAAAGAAGGACACGUCAAGAUGGUCCUGGGGCUACUACACGCUGGCAUUGUCCUGGAGACCACAACUAAGAAAGGGAACACUGCCCUCCAUAUCGCUGCGUUGGCAGGCCAGGAGAGAGUGGUGGCUGAGCUUGUCAACUAUGGAGCCAACGUCAAUUCCCAGUCACAGAAAGGCUUCAGUCCCCUAUACAUGGCUGCACAAGAGAACCACUUAGAUGUAGUAAAGUUUCUGCUAGAGAACGGAGCCAAUCAGAGCCUUCCAACAGAGGAUGGGUUCACGCCACUGGCGGUGGCUCUUCAGCAGGGUCAUGAGAACGUAGUGGCCCUGCUCAUCAACUACGGCACCAAGGGCAAGGUCCGUCUGCCCGCCUUGCACAUCGCUGCACGCAACGACGACACACGCACUGCCGCAGUGCUGCUGCAGAACGACCCUAACCCUGACGUCCUCAGCAAGACUGGCUUCACUCCUCUCCACAUUGCGGCUCACUAUGAGAACCUGAGUGUGGCCCAACUGCUAAUAAACAGAGGUGCCAAUGUCAACUUUACUCCCAAGAAUGGUAUCACCCCCCUACACAUAGCCUCCAGGAGGGGUAAUGCGAUCAUGGUUCGACUUUUGCUGGACAGAGGGGCCCAGAUAGACGCCAUGACCAAGGAUGAGCUGACCCCUCUGCACUGUGCGGCCAGGAACGGUCAUGUCAGGAUCAUCGAUCUCCUGCUGGACCUGGGGGCUCCCAUCCAUGCCAAGACCAAGAAUGGCCUGUCCCCCAUCCACAUGGCAGCCCAGGGAGACCACAUGGACUGUGUGAGGCAGCUCCUCCAGUACAACGCCGAGAUCGAUGACAUCACGCUGGACCACCUGACCCCUCUACACGUGGCAGCCCACUGUGGUCACCACCGCAUGGCCAAAGUGCUGCUGGACAAGGGGGCCAAGGCCAACGCACGUGCACUGAAUGGGUUUACUCCCCUCCACAUUGCCUGUAAGAAGAACCACAUGCGCUCCAUGGACCUUCUGCUGAAACACUCUGCCUCCCUGGAGGCCGUCACAGAGUCUGGUCUGACUCCUCUUCAUGUAGCAGCCUUCAUGGGGCACCUGAACAUUGUGAAGAACCUGCUCCAUAGAGGAGCUUCACCCAACGCCUCCAAUGUGAAAGUGGAGACGCCCCUCCACAUGGCAUCCAGGGCAGGCCACUGUGAGGUGGCUCUGUUCCUGUUGCAGAACACAGCACAGGUGGAUGCCAAGGCUAAGGAUGACCAGACCCCUCUCCACUGUGCGGCCCGUAUGGGACAUAAGGAGCUGGUCAAGCUGCUCCUAGAGCACAAGGCCAAUCCCGACUCUGCUACCACCGCUGGCCACACCCCCUUACACAUCGCCGCCCGCGAGGGACACACCCACACCAGCCGCAUCCUCCUGGACGGGGCGGCCCAACAAACCAAGAUGACAAAGAAAGGCUUCACUCCUCUCCAUGUGGCCUGUAAGUAUGGCAAGGUGGAUGUGGUUGAGCUGCUGCUGGAGAGAGGAGCCAACCCCAACGCGGCUGGAAAGAAUGGCCUGACUCCUUUACAUGUGGCCGUCCAUCACAACAAUCUGGAGGUGGCCAAGCUGCUGGUUAGCAAGGGAGGCAACGCACACAGCACUGCCAGGAAUGGCUACACUCCCCUGCACAUUGCAGCCAAGCAGAACCAGGUGGAGGUGGCUGGCUGCCUGCUGCAGUACGGAGCCUCUGCCAACGCUGAGUCCCUCCAGGGGGUCACGCCCCUCCACCUGGCCUCCCAGGAGGGCCGGCCGGACAUGGUGGCCCUGCUCAUCUCCAAACAGGCUAACGUCAACCUGGGGAACAAGAAUGGACUGACCCCUCUGCACCUGGUGGCCCAGGAAGGUCACGUAGGGAUAGCAGACACCUUGGUCAAACAGGGGGCAUCAGUCUACGCAGCCUCACGGAUGGGCUACACAGCGCUUCACGUGGCCUGUCACUAUGGCAACAUCAAGAUGGUGAAGUUCCUCCUGCAGCAGCAGGCUCAUGUGAACAGCAAGACCAGAGUGGGCUACACUCCCCUGCAUCAGGCCGCCCAGCAGGGUCAUACUGACAUCGUUACCCUGCUGCUCAAACACGGAGCCCAGCCCAACGACAUCACCACUAAUGGGACUUCUCCUCUGGGCAUCGCCAAGCGUCUGGGCUACAUCUCUGUCAUUGAUGUGCUGAAGUUGGUCACAGAGGAGGCUGUUUCCGUGAUCACCACAGAGAAACAUCGGAUGAGUUUCCCUGAGACAGUGGAUGAGAUAUUGGACGUUUCAGAGGAUGAGGGCAUUGCAGCGCUAACAUUAGGUGAUGAGUUGCUGGGGAUGGAUGGUGCUCGCCACCUGAAGCUUGACGACCUCAAGGACCAGGAUGAUGAAUUCCUGUCCCCUAAGAAGACCCUGAGAGACUUUGAGGGUGGACUGGGUACCACGCCAUACUCUCCUGCUAUUCCCAGAAUCCCAUGCGUAUCCCCUGAGACCGUCCUGCUGGAGGGGCACACCCCUGUCCCCCUGCCUAAGGACUAUGAUGAGGACUCUCUGAUCCCCAGCAGUCCUGCUACAGAGACCUCUGACAACGUCAGCCCAGUGGCCAGCCCUAUACACACAGGAUUCCUGGUCAGUUUCAUGGUGGAUGCCCGGGGGGGCUCCAUGCGUGGCAGCAGACACCACGGGCUGCGUGUCAUCAUCCCCCCUCGGACCUGUGCAGCCCCUACCCGUAUCACCUGUCGUCUGGUCAAACCCCAGAAACUCACCACCCCUCCCCCGCUAGUGGAGGGAGAGGGCCUGGCCAGCCGUAUCAUCUCCCUGGGGCCCUCCAGUAUGCAGUUCUUAGAGCCAGUGAUAGUGGAGAUUCCGCACUUUGCUGCUCUGGGUCGAGGGGACCGGGAGCUGGUGGUUCUGCGCAGUGAGAACGGCUCUGUCUGGAAGGAGCAUCGCAAUCGCUAUGGCGACGAGGUGCUGGAGACCAUUUUGAAUGGCAUGGAUGAAGACCUGGAGAGUCACGAGGAGUUGGAGAAGAAGAGAAUCCGCCGAAUCAUCUCCACUGACUUCCCCCUCUACUUCGCUGUGGUGUCCCGCGUCCAGCAGGAGAGCGACCUGAUUGGCCCAGAGGGAGGUCAGCUGACCAGUAACCUGGUCCCUGAUGUCCAGGCCAUCUUCCCUGAGACAGCGGUCACCAAGAGAGUUCGGCUGGGGCUGCAGGCUCAGCCGAUCCCAGACGAGCUGCUGACUCAACAGUUUGGUAACCAAGCGACCUUCAGUCCAGUGGUCACGGUAGAGCCACGACGACGCAAGUUCCACCGGCCAAUCGGAUUACGUAUCCCACUGCCCCCUUCUUGGAGGGAGAGUCCACGUGACGCUGGGGAGGGGGACACCACCAGCCUGCGCCUACUCUGCAGUGUCAUUGGUGGAACAGCACCUGCCCAAUGGGAGGAUAUAACUGGCACCACCAAGCUGAUGUACGCCAACAACUGCGCCAACUUCACCACCAACGUCUCCGCAAGGUUCUGGCUGGCAGACUGCCCUCGCACGGCCGAGGCGGUGACCUUCGCCAACCUGCUGUACCGGGAGCUGAUGGCAGUGCCCUACAUGGCCAAGUUUGUGAUAUUCGCAAAAAUGAACGAGGCGCGCGAGGGCCGCCUACGCUGCUACUGCAUGACCGAUGACAAAAUGGACAAAACCCUGGAGCUGCAUGAGAACUUCAGCGAGGUGGCACGGAGCAGGGAUAUAGAGGUGAUGGAGGGCAUGCCGCUGCACCUGGAGUGCUCUGGGAACCUGGUGCCUGUGAGGAAGGCCACUCAGCAGCCACGUAGCUUCAGCUUCCAAGCCUUCAGAGACAACAGACUGCCUGUCUCGGUCAAGGUUAGAGACAGCAAUAAGGAGGCAUCUGGGUUCCUUUCUUUCCUACGGACGUCUACCAAGUAUGAGGACUCCCAGCAUGUGCUGUGUAACCUCAACAUCACCAUGCCACCCUGUGUCAAGGUUGUGGGGAGUGAGGAGCGCAGGCGAACUCUGACCCCACUGGCCCUGAGGGAGCGCUACAGCAUGCUGAACGAGCCCGGUCUCGUGAAUGCCAUGGAGAGGACAGAGCUCAAGAUCUCCCUCAUAUCUGAACAGCUGGGCUUGAGCUGGGCAGAGUUGGCGCGGGAGCUGCAUUUUGGUGUGGAUGACAUUAACAGAAUCAGGGUGGAGAAUCCUAACUCCCUCCUGGACCAGAGUUCAGCCCUACUCAACCUGUGGGCCGGCCGCGAGGGCAAGAGGGCCAAGAUGGAGAGUGUGUAUGGGGCUCUCAAAAACAUUGACCGUUCAGACAUUGUGAGUUCAGUGGAGAGCCAGCCACAGGCAGAGGCCGGGGCCUCAGAGGAUGGGGCCUGCAGACUGGCCAACAGCGACUCCACCCUGCUCUCCCCCAGUGUUAUCAAUGAGAUCACGGACACAGGUCGUCCACCUGUAGUCUACAAGCCACGAGUUAUAAGGCACCCAUUUUUCAGAAGGGGUUACGGGCUGGUGCAGGAGGAGCUGCUCUCCCCGGCCUCCUUGCAGUACAGCCUGCCAUCUCCACUGGGUGCUGAGCCCUACUGGCAGGAGGUCUCCAGCCUGGAGUGUGCCCCAAUCGCCACCACCGAAGAAGACAUCCUGAUGGAAAUGUCUGACGUGCAGGUGUGGCCCUCGGGGGUCAGCCCCUCCCUGGUCACAGUGGAGGACUCAUCCCUGGAUGGCAGCAGCCGGGCUGAUGACUCAGAGGGGGCCACCCUAACCCUUCCCUUCAGCCUGGGGCGCCCCAGCAGUGGGGCAAGCUGGGCCAGUGGCUCCAUCAUGGGGCUGGAGGAGGAAGAGGAAGGGGAGGUAGAAGAGGUGCGGCAGGAGCCAGCAGACAGGGACAGGGUGAGGGCCAGUGGUGCGGUGCCAAAGGUCAACCUGAAUGGCCAGCUGGGAGGUCAGAGGUCGGAGGGCAGGAGGGUGGAGGUAGCAGCAUCAGUGGCGGGCAGCAGUGUGACUGGAGGAGGAGGAGUAGGGCAGAGUUCAGAGGAAGGGCUUUCUGUUGUUUCAGGACAGCAGGUCUAUGCCCAGCUGUGUGAGAUGUCAGGACUGAGCCGAACCAUGGAGCACAACGGAGACAACAGGGUGUUGGGAGGAAGUGCAUUCCAGCCAUACCUACCCGACAAGGACUCCCUGCAUGGCUGGGCGGGGUUGCAGACACCCAGGCUGCCCCGGCAGAGUGUGGAGACGCUGAUAUUGUUACCAGGGUCACGCGAAGCCCAGGAGGCUAUCUUAACGCCGAUUAAUGUUGAUAAAGAGGACUGUGCUGUUGAGUUUCUGGCUGAGGAGCAGUUUGUGGACGAACAUGGAAAAGUCAUCGCUAGAAAUGUGGGGGUGGAUGUGAGGAAGGGUGCUCAGUCAGUGAAGCGCACCAGUCUGCGGAGAGUAAAUCACUGAAACACACAUACCCAGUCCUCAAGGACACGACAUCCACUGCCAAACUAUCCUCCACAAACACAAAGUCAGGUAACAGAGGGAAAUGAGGAAAAGAUUGAGAGGAGAAGAAGAGGGAAUGAAGACUGAUAGAAAGACUAAGAUCUGCAAACAACAAAUACAAACACAAAAUCAUCUGCAGAACGACCCUGGAGUUCCACAGCAAGAGGAAAAGAGACAGAGAUCUACUUGUAGUUUUGUAACAGUUUUUUUUAAGAAAAAGAUACUAAACUAGAGUAGAGCAUGAUUUUUUUUUCUAUGAAAAACAUGACAAAAUCCACCCCCCAAAAAAAUGCAACUAAAAAGUGCUUCCUGUCAACUGUAACCGCAUGAUUGACUGAUGGUGCAUGACCUUUGAACUGUCAUUAUCUACAAACUGAAGGGGUACAAGGUACACGGCCGACCCAGGACUGGGUCAGGGGUGAGUUUAAGGAUACCUUUUCCCCCAAAAGGGAGUGGUUUGUGUAAGUAAGCAAGUUGAGUCUGGUAACACUACAGUCAAAAAAGUGAAGUAUUUUUUCCCCACAACUGAUUCGUACGAUACAGCGAAGCCAAUGCUGAGCCUACCAAUGCUUCAUUUACUUGGACCCUAUUUCCCUGUUAUUCUAUGUGAUAUAUUCUCUAUGCUUUGUGGAUGUGUGUCUGUGUGUGUACCUUUACUGCUCGUGUUCUCUCGCUUCAGGCACUGAGAAUUGUCCUGGUUGGUCGGUGCUCCUGUGAUGUCACGGCGUGCUCAGUGUGGGAAUGAGAAAACCACUGUUCUCCCCUGCUCGUGAGCGUCUGUCUGCUUGUGCCGUCUUUCCUUUGUGAAUGCGCUUCUUGUGUUUCUUUAGUGUUGUCAACCCCAGUUCCAUGUUGUCUAACUUUGAUAGGGAAUCACUUUCUCCCCCUGUUUUACUCAGACAAAGUUUUUCUUCUUCAGAUAUGGUUAGUUGAUUGAUAGCAUUGUGUGGCAGCCAGUGGACUCUACGAUUCUUACCCAACACAUCCCUGAUUUACAGUAGCAUGAUGUGCCCUUCCCCUCAUACCACCCUCGCCUCUGAUACGUUGACACCACACUCCUCUCCAUCAACUCCUGUAGCUCCAACUUAUGUCCCUAGCCUAUCAGCUUCAACCUUUGCUCUCUCUCUCUCUCUUUUUCUCUCAUCCUCUCUGUUUGCUUUGGCUGUAGCACCUCAUGGCUUUGUUCUUUUAUGGUUCACAUUAGAUUGCGCUUUCGGUUUUAGGGGGUGAAGAAGAUAGGGGCAGAAUGAACAGUGUGGAUAAUCAUAUUUAUGGGAACGAGAUGGAGGUAUAUGUGGAAGUUUGGAUUAGAUUCUAGAGACUGGCGUAGCUAAUCAAGUAAGGACAUACUGACAGUUAGCACUGUGACCGCCCAACUUAACACUGACCCCUGAGCCCAUGUACCUUGUACUGUGAACUUUCACACACCUCAUACAUGCAUACAUACAAACACACACAUAACCAUUAUACACACUCGCACAUAUCACUAAUACACACAUGCACAUACAGUAAUUGAUCUAUUGUGCCCUAGUGAUUAUGAGAAGCCAGGUCAGGCUCAGAUGAUGUACUUUGGUAUCUGCCACAGCAAUAAUAUCCGACAAGGAGAACACAGAGGGAUAUAUACAGUUGAAGUAUGAAGUUAACAUACACUUAAGUUGGAAUCAUUAACUUGUUUUUCAACCACUCCACACAUUUCUUGUAGAUUAUUUCACUUAUAAUUCACUGUAUCACAAUUCCAGUGGGACAGAAAUGUACAUACACUAAGUUGACUGUGCCUUUAAACAGCUUCGAAAAUUCCAGAAGAUUUAGAAGCUUCUGAUAGGCUAAUUAACGUCAUUUGAGUCAAUUGGAGGUGUACCUGUAGAUGUAUUUCAAGGCCUACCUUCAAACUCAAUGCCUCUUUGCUUGACAUCAUGGGAAAAUUGAAAGAAAUCAGCCAAAACCUCAGAAAACAAAUUGUCGACCUCCACAAGUCUGGUUCAUCCUUGGGAGCAAUUUCCAAACAUCUGAAUUUAACAUGUCCAUUUGUACAAACAAUAGUACGCAAGUAGAAACACCAUGGAAUCACGCAGCCGUCAUACCGCUCAGGAAGUAGACGCGUUCUGUCUGCUAGAGAUGAACGUACUUUGGCGCAAAAAGUGCAAAUCAAUCCCAGAACAACAGCAAAGGACCUUGUGAAUAUGCUGGAGGAAACAGGUACAAAAGUAUCUAUAUCCACAGUAAAACGAGUCCUAUAUCAACAUAACCUGAAAAGCUGCUCAGCAAGGAAGACGCUUCUGCUCCAAAACAGACUAUGGUUUGCAACAGCACAUGGGGACAAAGAUCGUACUUUUUGGAGAAAUGUCCUCUGGUCUGAUGAAACAAACAUAGAACAGACCAUUGUUAUGUUUGGAGGAAAAAGGGGGAGGCUUGUAGCCUAAGAACACCAUCCCAACCGUGAAGCAAGGGGGUGGCAGCAUCAUGUUGUGGGGGUGCUUUUUGCUGCAGGAGGGACUGGUGCACUUCACAAAAUAGAUGGCUUCAUGAGGAAGGAUAAGUAUGUGGAUACAUUGAAGCAACAUCUCAAGACAUCAGUCAGGAAGUUAAAGCUUGGCCGCAAAUGGGUCUUCCAAAUGGACAAUGACCCCAAGCACACUUCCAAAGUUGUGGCAAAAUGGCUUAACCUCUCUAGGGUAUGUGCAUCCCACCUGGCCAACACCCGGUGAGAUUGCAGAGUGCCAAAUUCAAAUACAGAAAUACUCAUUAUAAAAAUUCAGAAAAUAAAACAUAUUUUACAUAGGUUUAAAGAUUAACUUCUUGUGAAUCCAACCACAGUGUCAGAUUUUUAAAAUGCUUUUCAGCGAAAGCAUACCUUACAAUUAUUUGAGAACAUAGCCCAGCAGACAAAUCAUUACAAACAGUAACCAGCCAAGUAGAAGAGUUACACGAGUCAGAAAUAGAGAUAAAAUUAAUCCCUUACCUUUGAUGACCUUCAUAUGGUUGCACUCAGAAGACAUUCAUUUACUCAAUAAAUGUUCCUUUUGUUCGAUAAAGUCUCUUUAUAUCCAAAAACCUCAGUUUUGUUCGCACGUUUUCUUCAGUAAUUCACAGGCUCAAAUGCAGUCAAAACAGGUAGACAAAAAAAUCCAAAUUGAAUCCGUAAAGUUCAUAGAAACAUGUCAAACGAUGUUUAUAUUCAAUCCUCUGGUUGCUUGUUUUUAGCCGAAAUAAUCGAUAAUAUUUCAACCGGACAAUAACGUUGUCAAUAUAAAAGGUAAACAAGAAAGGCACUCUCUCUGGUACGCGCAUGAAAAAGCUCUGUGACACGGCAGGGUCCACUCAUUCAGACUGUUCUUACUCCCUCAUUUUUCAGAAUACAAGCCUGAAACCAUUUCUAAAGACUGUUGACAUCUAGAGGAAGGCAUAGGAACUGCAAGUCCUAAGUCAAUGGAUACUGUAAUGGCAUUGAAUAGAAAACUAGAAAACCAACAAACAAAAAACUACUUCCUGAAUGGAUUUUUCUCAGGUUUUUGCCUGCCAAAUCAGUUCUGUUAUACUCACAGACACUAUUUUGACAGUUUUGGAAACUCUAGAGUGUUUUCUAUCCACAUCUAUAUGCAUAUCAUAUCUUCUGGGCCCGAGUAGCAGGCAGUUUAAUUUGGGCAUGCUUUUCAUCCAAAAUUCAGAAUGCUGCCCCUUACCCUAGAGAAGUUAAGGACACCAAAGUCAAGGUAUUGAAGUGGCCAUCACAAAGCCCUGACCGCAAUCUUAUAGAAAAUAUGUGGGCAGAACUAAAAAAGCAUGUGUGAGCAAGGAGGCCGACACACCUGACUCAGUUACACCAGCUCUGUCAGGAGGAAUGGGCCAAAAUUCACCCAACUUAUUGUGGGAAGCUAGUGGAAGGCUACCCGAAACAUUUGACCCAAGUAAAAAAAUGUAAAGGCAAUGCUACCAAAUACUAAUUGAGUGUAUGUAAACUUCUGACCCACUGGGAAUAUGAUGAAAGAAAUUAAACCUGAAAUAAAUCCUUCUCUCUACUAAUAUUCUGACAUUUCACAUUCUUAAAAUAAAGUGGUGAUCCUAACUGACCUAAGACAGGGUAUUUUGAUAGGAUUAAAUGUCAGGAAUUGUGAAAAACUGAGUUUAAUUGUAUUUGUCUAAGGUGUAUGUAAACUUCCGACUUCAACUGUAUAUACAGUAUACUGUGUGUGUGUGUGUGUGUGUGUGUGUGUGUGUGUGUGCAUAUAUAUAUAUGUGUGUGUGUGUGUGUGUGUGUGUGUGUGUGUGUGUGUGUGUGUGUGUGUGUGUGUGUGUGUGUGUGUGUGUGUGUGUGUGUGUGUGUGUGUGUGUGUGUGUGUGCCAGUCAUUUUGAACACGCCUACUCAUUCAAGGGCUUUUCUUUAUUUGUACUAGUUUUUACAUUGUAGAAUAAUAGUGAAGACAUCAAAACUAUGAAAUAAAAUAACACAUAUAGAAUCAUGUAGUAACCAAAGUGUUCAACAAAUAAAAAUAUAUUUUUGAUUUUACAUUCUUCAAAGUAGCCACCCUUUGCCUUGAUGAAAGCUUUGCACACUCUUGACAUUCUCUCAACCUGCUUCACCUGGAAUGCUUUUCCAACAGUCUUGAAGGAGUUCCCACAUAUGCUGAGCACUUGUUGGCUGGUUUUCCUUCACACUGCGGUCCAACUCAACCCAAACCAUCUCAAUUGGGUUGAGUUCAGCUGAUUGUGGAGGCCAGGUAAUCUGAUGCAGCACUACAUCCCUCUCCUUCUUGGUCAAAUAACCCUUACACAGCCUGGAGGUGUGCUGGGUCCUUGUUCUGUAAAAAAAAAAAAAUUAUAGUCCCACUAACGGUAACCAGAUGGGAUGGCAUAUUGCUGCAGAAUGCUGGUUAAGUGUGCUUCGAAUUCUAAAUCAAUCUCAGACAGUGUCGCCAGCAAAGCACCAUCACACCUCCUCCUCCAUGCUUCAUGGUGGGAACUACACACGCGGAGAUCAUCCAUUAACCUACUCUGCUUCUAACAAAAACAUGACGGUUGGAACCAAAAAUCUCAAAUUUAGACUAAUCAGACCAAAGGACAGAUUUCCAUCGGUCUAAUGUCCAUUGCUCGUGUUUCUUGGCCCAAGCAAGUAUCUUCUUCUUAUUCGUUCCCUUUUAGUAGUGGUUUCUUUGCAGCAUUUCGACCAUAAAGGCCUGAUUCACGCAGUCUCCUCUGAACAGUAGAUGUUGAGAUGUGUCUGUUACUUGAAUUCUGUGAAGCAUUUAUUUGGGCUGCAAUUUCUGAGGCUGGUAACUCUAAUGAACAUGUCCUCUGCAGCAGAGGUAACUCUGGAUCUUCCUUUCCUCUGGCGGUCCUCUUGAGAGCCAGAUUCAUCAUAGCGCUUGAUGGUUUUUGCGACUGCACUUGAAGUUCUUGAGAUUUUCCGUAUUGACUGACCUUCAUGUCUUAAAGUAACAAUGGACUGUCGUUUCUCUUUGCUUAUUUGACCUGUUCUUGCCAUAAUAUGGACUUGGUCUUUUACCAAAUAGGGCUAUCUUCUGUAUACCACCCCUAUCUUGUCACAACACAACGGAUUGGCUCAAAUGCAUUAAGAAGGAAAGACAUUUCACAAAUUAACUUUUAACAAGGUGCACUUGUUAAUUGAAAUGCAUUCCAGGUGACUACCUCAUGAAACUGGUUCAGAGAAUGCCAUGGGUGUGCAAAGCUGUCAUCAAGUCAAAGGGUGGCUACUUUUAUUUUUUGGUUACUACAUAAUUCCAAAGUGUUAUUUCAUAGUUUAUUCCAAAGUGUUAUUUCAUAGUCUAUUAUUCUACAAUAAAGAGAAAUAAAAAAAUAAAGAUAAACCAUUGAAUGAGUCGGUGUGUCCAAACCUUUGACUGGUACUGUAUAUACAGUAUGCGUAUGGUGGUUGGGUGGGUGUUCUGUAUAUGCACAUUAUGGUAGCAUUAACAGCAUUUCUCUCUAUUGCAUGUAUACAAAAGGUACAAGACUGUAUGCAAAUGGUUUUCCCCUCACAAAUGUGAUCCUUUCAAUGUAUUCACCAAUGUCAUUCAACAACGGCGUCUCCUUAGUUGCAUUGAUGUUGAUGUAUUAGUGUGGUGGCACUCCCACCUGGUGUCGUAAAGAGGUAUCACAGACUACAUAACGGUUGUAUGGGGGAAAAGGGGAAUACUUUAGGAAAUGGGAAAGGAAAAGGAAAGGGGGAUACCAAGUCAGUUGUACAACUGAAUGCAUUCAAUUGAAAUGUGUCUUCCGCAUUUAACCCAACCCCUCUGAAUCAGAAAAUGGUUUGGUCCAGCACUUAACGUAGCAGAUAUUAUCCAGGAUAUGCUAACUUCAUCUAUUGCAUCUUGGGAAUGAAUUUCUCGUGGUAGCACUCAUUUACUGAGACAAAUAUAAUAUGUAUCAUAACCACUGUAGCUGGAGUAAAAAAAUACACUGAAUUUGGUAUUUCUAUUUAUUAUGGAUCCCCAUUAGCUGCUGCCAAGGUAGCAGCUACUCUUCCUGGAGUCCAGCAAAAUGAAGGCAGUUAUAUACAAUUAAUAUUAUUACAUUACAUUUCACAACAUAUUUCUCAACAAGUGUGUGCCCUCAGGCCACUACUGUACUACCACAUAUCUUCAACACAAAAUCAAUGUGUACAUGUGUGUAUAGUGCAUAUGUUAUGUGUGUGUGUCUCUUCACAGUCCCUGCGGUUCCAGUUUUCAUUUUUUUAAAUCAGAUUUUACUGCAUGCACGAGUUACUUGUAGAAUAGAGUUCCAUGUAGGACUGACACUAUGUAGUACUGUUCACCUCCCAUAGUCUGUUCUGCCUCUGGUGGCAUGUCCCUCUUUGUGGCACCUGACCACACGACUGGACAGUAGUCCAGGUGCGACAAAACUGUAGCCUGUAGGACCUGCCUUGUUGAUAGCGACAUUUGUGUAAGUGUCGUACAUGUUGAAUGCCCUUAUGCCCUUCUCUAUAUGCAUGCUGAAAAUCUGUUGUUACUGUGAAAUAGCAUUGUAUCUGGUCGAACACUAUUUUUUUCAAAAGUUUACAAAGGUCGGUAAUAGGCUGAUUGGUCAGCUAUUUGAGCCAUUAAAGGGUGCUUUGCUAUUCUUGGGUAGCGGAAU